This is a messenger RNA of Electrophorus electricus (electric eel), 967 nucleotides long. RefSeq names its product mitochondrial ribosomal protein S10 (gene mrps10). Gene Ontology annotation, biological process: translation. Gene Ontology annotation, cellular component: mitochondrial small ribosomal subunit; ribosome; mitochondrion. NCBI's taxonomy places the organism in Eukaryota, Metazoa, Chordata, Actinopteri, Gymnotiformes, Gymnotidae. Gene Ontology annotation, molecular function: structural constituent of ribosome. The record is from RefSeq and is a predicted model, not a curated record.
GAACAUUUCUUAGUACCGUCCGGUGACUGAGCAGAGAUGGCGGCGCCCAUGUGGAUGUCUAGAAGUUUGCGAGUCCUGUCAAAGACAAUUCAAGACACGUCGUUGAAGCUGUGUGUGCAGCGGCGUAUCUACACAUGUCACGGUCAGCCAACAUUACUCCGUGGUUGCAGCUCAGUCCAUCCUGUCUACCUUCACACUGGAACUGUUUCUGAUUCACAUUUCCCUUCCAUUACAGUGACAGACGAGCCAGACACUCUGUUCCAGAAGUUGACAGUGUUGGUUAAAGGCCACGAUCGGGCUGUUCUGGACAGUUAUGAGUUCUUUGCGACUCUAGCAGCAAAGGAGCUUGGCCUAACACUGGCCAAAGUUUUCGAACCACGGAAGAAGAUAGAGAGACUUACGCUUCUGAAGUCGAUGCACAUCUUUAAGAAACACAGAGUUCAGUAUGAAAUGAGGACACACUACAGAUGCAUUGAGAUUCAGAGGAUUACAGGUUCCACUGCAAGAGUGUUUCUGGAAUAUAUUCAGCGCAAUCUACCUGAGGGCGUGGCUAUGGAGGUCACCAAGACUGCUAUAGAGACCGUUCCAGAGCACAUCCAGAAUCCCAUGUGGAAUCAACAGAAGCUGGAGGAGCAAGACAGCCAAUGAGAAGCUCCUUUUGUCAUUGUGACAUCACUGCAGUCUCUUUGGAGAUUGAGAUGGUGAAGAAUGCAGGACUUCUGCUCACAUUACUUCAAAUUAUAGAAACAUGCUGGUUUUGUACACAUGACAAAUUAAAUAAGAACAGCUUUGACGUUGUGUGUCUGAUAUAAUGUGUUUAUUUGUAAACACGAGUCAGUCAUUCUAUUUACAUUAAAAGGUUUAAAAGUUCUGCUUUCUUUUUGCGUGAUUGUAACAUUUUGGAAAAACAUGUAUUACAAUGGGUUUGAGGAGAUGGCUAUCUGAAUAAAACACCCUCAAUAUAAUG